Messenger RNA from Daldinia decipiens, 2102 nucleotides. Its product is annotated as 4-aminobutyrate aminotransferase. Gene Ontology annotation, biological process: GABA catabolic process. Gene Ontology annotation, cellular component: mitochondrion. Gene Ontology annotation, molecular function: pyridoxal phosphate binding. The record is from RefSeq and is a predicted model, not a curated record. The transcript is spliced from 2 exons. Lineage: Eukaryota; Fungi; Ascomycota; Sordariomycetes; Xylariales; Hypoxylaceae. The coding region runs from base 246 to 1778 and encodes 510 amino acids.
AGAAAGCUUGAUAAUAACUGGAAGCUUUAUUAUGCCAUCGGGUCCCCGGGUCCCUUCCUUUGAAACCCUUAACCUACUCUCUUGAGCUUCUCUUUUUAUAUUGUUGAGGGUAGAUUAAUUCCUGUAGAAGUGGAAUAGGAUAGUUACUAAUUAUAACUACCCCCUUUUUACUUAUCUCUCCUGUGAUCUGGGCUUAGUGAGAGCCCAGUCCGGAUAUAACUACCUAACCUAAGAUAAAAAGAAAGAUGGGUGUUCUUCGUCAAGGAGUUGCCUUGCGACCCCUCACUACUGUUUCGAGAUCUAUGUCCGCUGCGUCGAUAUCGAGACAAUCUUUCUCUCGGACUCUAAGCCGUCAAUUCUCCGUGUCUAGCACUAGGAUGGCUUCGAGUUAUCUUCCCGGCGAGCCAGAGCGCCCUGUCGUGAAGACGGAGAUUCCUGGUCCGGCAUCCAAAGAGUACAUCACCAAAUUGACUCAGGUCUUCGACACCCGGAGUUUGAACAUGCUCGCCGACUACACCAAGAGCGUUGGUAACUACAUUGUCGAUCCGGAUGGAAAUGCUCUGCUCGACGUCUACGCUCAAAUUGCCUCGAUACCUGUCGGGUACAACAACCCGGGUUUGAGAAAAGCCGCCGAGAGCCCGGAGAUGGUCACUGCACUAAUUAACCGACCGGCUCUGGGUAACUUCCCCUCGCAUGACUGGGCGGACGUCUUGGAGACUGGUAUUCUGAAGGUAGCACCCAAGGGACUUGACCAGGUCUUCACGGGUAUGGCUGGAUCGGAUGCGAACGAAACUGCGUACAAAGCAGCUUUCAUGUGGCGUCGUCAACGCGAGCGGGGUGGCCCUGCCGUUGAGUUCACCCAAGAGGAGCUGGAGUCGUCUAUGCUGAACAAAUCUCCCGGCGCAUCUGAACUUUCUAUCCUGUCCUUCAAGACUGCCUUCCACGGCCGUCUGUUCGGCACCCUCUCGACGACCAGGUCGAAGCCUAUCCAUAAGCUCGACAUUCCCGCCUUCGACUGGCCCCACGCUACCUUCCCUCAACUCAAGUACCCUCUUGAGGAGCACGCUGAAGAAAACGCCAAGGCCGAAGCUGACUCCCUCGCCGAAGUCGAACAUCUUAUUAAGAACUACCACGUACCACCUGCCGCCGUAAUCGUAGAGCCUAUUCAAUCCGAGGGUGGUGACAACCACGCCUCGCCGGCUUUCUUCCGAGGCCUACGUGCGCUAACCAAGAAGCACGGAAUCCUACUAAUCGUGGACGAGGUUCAGACAGGUGUCGGCGCCACCGGAAAAUUCUGGGCUCACGAGCACUGGGACCUUCCCGAUCCCCCAGACAUGGUGACCUUCAGCAAGAAAGCCCAAACAGCCGGCUUCUACUACGGAGACCCGACCUUGCGCCCUAACAAGCCGUACCGGCAGUUCAACACGUGGAUGGGCGACCCGGCGCGUGCGCUGCUCUUCCGCGCUAUCAUCGAGGAGAUCCAGCAGCACGACCUGGUCGGCAACACGGCGCGCGUCGGCGACUACCUCUUCGGCAAGCUGGAAGGGCUAGCUAAGAAGUACCCGGGCCAGUUCGACAACCUACGCGGCAAGGGCCAGGGCACGUUCAUCGCCUUCGACAACCCGGACCGCGACGGGUUCCUCACGAAGGCCAAGAAAUUCGGCGUCAAUAUCGGCGGCAGUGGCGCUACUGCGGUCCGCCUGCGGCCGAUGCUGAUCUUUGAAAAGCACCAUGCUGAUAUCCUGGUCGAGGCGCUGGAGAAGGUUGUUUCGAGCUGAGUGGGCGGGCGGGUUGUUUGCUUGUUAAACCGAUGCCAUGGGUUUACUUAGACGGUCUUUAAACUACACGAUAAUAUGGCUGGCUGGGACAUGGGAUAUGGAGUGCGCGCGUGAUUCGGAUGCGUAUGAAUUUACGAAGAAAAUGCAGGAGAGGGGAAAGGAACUGAAAUGGAUGGAUGGAUCGAUGGAGGCCGUCCUGUCUCCCGGGAAAAUGUGGCUAUAUUGAUCCGGGUACUACUAUACCUACUUGCCUUAGUUACCUUACCUUACCUAUCUUGCUUAUAUCUGCUUUGGUUUGGUGUGCCUACACAUUAGGUAAUUGAC